GGAGCCGGACUGCAGCCGCCUGGGUGGCGCCACCGAGACCCCCGGGUGUUCGCAGGUCCCGGCGCUCCGGCUGCGACUCCCGCAGCAUCCACGGCAGCGGCUCCAGCAUCCCCGGGAACCCGAGACUCUCCGGUCGUGCACAACCAGCGGACGCCACCACCAUGAGUGCGGGGCCGCGUUGGCCAGCACCCGGCAGCUUGCCUGCGCUCUGCGCCUCGCUGCUCUUGCUGGGUCUGCAGCCGCCACCCGUGCGCACCGAGGGGAAACUCUUCCUGCUGGAGUCUCAGAACGGCUCUCAGGGCCUGGACCUGGAGGCAGCUCGGCUCUCCUGCAGGAGCAGGGGUGCCCACCUGGUGUCUGCUGGGGAGCUGAAGAGGGUGGUCCAAGACUGUGCCUUCGCAGUGUGCACGACAGGCUGGCUGGCUGACGGCACCCUUGGGACAACCGUGUGCAGCAAAGGGGGCGGUGAAGAGCCAAUCGCGAGAGCUGUCGACGUGAGAAUUGACAGCCACCCUGUUCCCGGUGCCAAGUACAACGCCCUUUGUAUUAAGGAUGAAGAGAGGCCAUGUGGAGACCCACCGUCCUUCCCACACACCAUCCUCCAGGGUCGCACAGGCUUGGAGAUGGGGGACGAGCUGCUGUAUGUGUGUGCACCAGGCUCUGUCCCAGGCCGUCGAGAGACUGCCUUCACCUUGCUGUGCAACAGCUGUGGGGAGUGGUACGGACUGGUACAAGCCUGCGGGAAAGAUGAGGCCGAGGCCCACAUUGACUAUGAAGACAAUUUCCCAGAUGACAGAUCUGUGUCACUCAGGGAACUCAUGGAAGACUCCCGGGCAGAGGGAGACGAGGAAAAGGCUCAGGAGGACGCCUCUGAAGAGACACCAAAACAAGACCGUCUGGUCUUCACCUCUGUGUCUAAAGAAAACAUAGCCCAGGAAAAAGCCUUUGCGCCAACCACAGGCUUGCCCGGCGCUGGGAGCAGGGUCCACACAGACUGGCCCAGAUCCCGCCUAAACAGGAAGUACUCACUCUGGUUUCCGGCUGAGACGUUCCACAAGUCAGAGCUGGAAAAGGAGGUGGAGGAUGAGACCAAAGAUCCACUUCCUGCUGGAGAAAAUCACAGCGAAGGAAAACUGGUCCCAGGGGAGUCUGAAACCAGGCUGGUCUAUGCUACCACCUACAGCCCCUCGGAGCCGUUUGUGGCUCGGAACGACAGCAAAGCAGAGGGCCCGGUGGUGAGCAGCAGUGAUGACUCUUGGUUAGAUGGUUACCCUGUGACCGAUGGGGCCUGGAGGAAGGUGGAGGCAGAGCGGGAGGAUGGUGGGUCAGUGGGACUGGACGAAAGUGUUCUCAUGACCCCCGACCAGCCUACUGGGAAAGUUAAGGUGCAGAAGAAUGCCACCGUCACCACAAGCGAGUCUGUGAUACACAGUUCGAUUGUUCCGUCUCAAAUGCUGGAUGUAGAGGCCCUGGUUCCAGGACCCAUGGAUGUGACUGAGACUGAGGGUCCCCACACUGGCGAUGGUGACUUGACCAAGUACCAAUCAACUAUACCUCGGAGAGUCACCACAGAGCGGUCACCCAUGGCCACCUUACCCUAUGAACUCACCACCUCCACCCAAGAGACGGUACCAACAACUCUGCAACAUACACUUAAACUAAACCCCUCGGUUAGUGUGGAGGCCACCCAGCCUCCAGCAGAGGUCACAGCUCCUGAGGUUCAGGACAACUUCCCAUACCUACUGUCUGAGGACUUCUUGGGACAGGAGGGUCCUGGGCCUGGUGCGAAUGAGAAGUUUCUUCCAACCUUGGCACCAUGUGUGGGGAACGAGUGUCCCAACUUAAGGAGAGGCCCAGUGAUCGCCAUCAUUGUCACUGUCCUGUGCCUACUUUUGCUCCUGGCGGUGGUGGGGGCUGUGUGGGGCUACCGCAGGUACCAACACAAGAGCUCUGUAUACAAGCUGAACGUAGGACAGCGGCAGGCUAGACACUACCACCAGCAGAUCGAGAUGGAGAAGGUCUAGCCUCUGUCAGCACGGCUUCUCACGAAGCCGCCCGGAGGAAGGCUAACUGUGAAGCAUCACACUGAUAAUUCUCAGGAUCGAAGGUGGAAAAGGUUCACCCUCUAAAGUUUAAGUCUUCCUUCUAUACGCUGAGAAGUGUCUCUGGAGACACCUAGAGAGCGGAAAGGGUCUGGUGGAGUCCUCCUCAACCGUGCUCCCUGGAAUUGGUGGCGUCCUCCUCAACCGUGCUCCCUGGAAUUCACUGCCCAAAUCACAGACCUCUGCUUUGGCCCUGUUCCAAUGUAAGGUUGGGUUGUUAUUUAAAUCACCUUUUGUUUCUAUCA
Messenger RNA from Myodes glareolus (Bank vole), 2347 nucleotides. RefSeq names its product sushi domain containing 5 (gene Susd5). The record is from RefSeq and is a predicted model, not a curated record. Lineage: Eukaryota; Metazoa; Chordata; Mammalia; Rodentia; Cricetidae. Gene Ontology annotation, biological process: Notch signaling pathway; cell adhesion. Gene Ontology annotation, molecular function: hyaluronic acid binding.